Scylla paramamosain (green mud crab) is the source of this 3175-nucleotide messenger RNA. It is a transcript of the gene frtz, whose product is annotated as WD repeat-containing and planar cell polarity effector protein fritz homolog. Gene Ontology annotation, biological process: cilium organization; nervous system development; establishment of protein localization. The transcript is spliced from 12 exons. The coding region runs from base 181 to 2751 and encodes 856 amino acids. The record is from RefSeq and is a predicted model, not a curated record. Gene Ontology annotation, cellular component: axonemal basal plate. NCBI's taxonomy places the organism in Eukaryota, Metazoa, Arthropoda, Malacostraca, Decapoda, Portunidae.
ACUCGCUUUGUUUAUGUUAUGUUGACCUGAACUCCUUCAGCUGUCUUCCACCUGUCGCUACCAACAAGUCCACCUGCUUCCACGUGUCCCCACCUGAUUCUUCUGCCCCGCCUGCUUGUCAAACAAUACCCCAGGCCUCCACACAGUUCUAAUUAACAGAUGUGAAGAAAGGCAGUAGCCAUGGUAACUCUGCUGGGAGAUGCACACUUCUGGACACUGCGGGACGAUGUGGUCAUUAAGGAUGCUGAUAUGGGCGCCUUCAGGUACCAGGAUAAGAACACAGUGAGCAAGGAGCGGGUCUACUAUGAGGAUAAGAGGCAGUACCUGGAGGCUCGUGGUCUGAUGGUCACUCCAAAGAACAGCCGUCCUAUCAAACUGAGGGACUCACUGAGGGAGUUUGAAGAGUUGCUGGCAAAGGAGCGAGUGGUUUGGGAGGCGUGGAAGUCCCCCAACAUUUACCAGCUGAUCUUUGCCUCAGGGAUCAUCACAACCCUCACUGUUAAUGGACAGACGGGUGAUUUGACGAGGGUGGCAUUUGACAAGUUCCUCGUUGGGAAACUCCUCUCAGAACACUUGGCUGAUGUUGUGAUCACCCGGAACCACAUGUUGUUCUCCUACAAUGAAUGUCGACUCACUGUGGUGCACCUGACCCGCCCACCAUCUGAGGGCCAGGUCAUUGAGAGGCUGUCAGCUUUCGAUCCCAAACUGCACACGUGUGAAGUGGCAGGACCAUCAGGACGCCGCUUUGAACGCCGGCUAUCUGCCAGUCUCUCAGGUGAUAUGGUGGUGGUGUGGUGGCAGACAAGUGACGAUGAGGUGUACCCGUGGAGUCCCCUUGCAAAGGACCGUGACCGUGCCAACAUCCUGGUGUAUGGCCUGCGUGGUGCCUCACUGGACCUGGUGUGUUACUGCCGCACAGAGAUGGCACCCCUCAGUGUGUCCUUCAGCCACCUGCAGUCCAGUGUCCUGCUGACUGUGGAACAAGGCUUUGGCCGGAAGGGUGGAGUGACUGUCCUCAGCUGUGUGUAUGAGGUGGAGCGUGGAGCAUUGCAUCGUGUGGGGGUAAGCAGUGUUCCCCUGGAAGCGCCCCUCACAGCCCACGGCCACACCCCUGCUGAGGACCGGCUGCUGCUGGCCUGCAACAACGGAGUGCUUGCACUGCAUGGGGAGAGUCGUGGCACCACACACCUCACCAAGGCAGGCCUCAUCCCUGCUGCCCUGGCCUGGCUGGACACCGGCACACUGGUGGCUGCAGCCAAUGAGAGAGGUCAACUGCAGUGUUUUGACCUGGCUCUCUCACUGGUGCGGCUGCAGCUGACAGCUGAAGAUCCUGCCCCCCAGCGUGUGCUGGACCUCUCAGAGCACCUCAGGCACCGGCCUGGCCUGGCUCGACUCAGCUGGGCUCCAGGCAGACCACCUGGUGACCCUGAGGCCGGCCCUUGCCUCCUGCUGCUGCACUAUGCCCGGGGACCACUUGCAUGCAUCAGGGUGGAUGGUGGUGCAGAUGGCUGGGGGAGCCUGUCUGCCUUAGCACUAGCCAGCCAGUAUGUGAAGCACCGGCAGCUGGAUGAGGCCGUCAAUCUGCUGGUGUCCCUCAGCUGGGAGCAGGAGGGGCCAGCAGCCAUGAAGUGCCUGUCAACCGUAGCCAACCACCUGCUGCGCUGUCCCCUCACCCCCUCCCGCCUGGCCCAGAUGGAAGCUGCCCUGGCCACCUUUCACGUGCCACUGCAGCCACUCAGCCCCGCUGUGGAGGAGGAGUUUGGUCCUGCUGUACGUGCCCUCACCAGGAGGUUCUUCUUUAAAGUGUUAAGGUCUGGGCGGCUGGAGAAAGCAUACCGUCUGACCCUUGACCUCCGGGACUAUGACUGCUUCAUGGCUGUGCACUCAGUAGCACAGCGGAGAGGCGAAGCACAGCUUGCAGUGGCAGCACUUGAGAAUGCCAGGCGCCUUGAGUCCUCUUGUGGGUCAAGUGCUUCCUGCAACUCCCUUCUGUACGAUGGGUCGGAAAGGAACACCUCGGAGUCCUGCAGAGAAUCUUGUUCCACCUGCUUCUCUGGGAGUGCUUCUGAGGGGGAGGAAGAAAUCGGUGAGGGAAGUGGGCCGGUCCAAGCAGAGGUAGCAGGAGGCAGGGGCACCAUACAGCCUUCCCUCCCCUUACCUCACCUGGCUGAAAGACUUGGACAUUUGAAUGUUGGGAGUGGCUUCACCUCUACAGCAGCACCCCAGAUACCACAGGCAUCUGCAGACCUUCCCUCCAGCAGCUCCAGCACCUCACACAGCUCUUCCCACAUGCCUCACGCCAUCACCUCCCAGGAUGGUACCAUCACCAUCAACAUACGCCAACCAGACACAAGCCCCAUUCGACCUCCCACACAGCACACUGCAGCCACACCUUCCCGGCCACCUCCUCGCCCCACGUGCACUUCCCACACACCCAAUGUCAACGAAGGGAGUGCUGCCAGGCAUCCCAGAUCUGCAAGGGAAGUGUUCUACUCCUCCGAUCCCAACGAGGAGUUUGUGGAUUCAGAAAUGGUAUCUGUUUUCAUGGACAAGAAAGACCUGAGGAAAAGUUACGAGAGGGCAGUGUACCAUGGUAAUGAUGGCUACUUCUGGGAGCCAAGAAGUGUCCACCGAGGAAGAGGAUGGCGGGACAGUGAAGGUGGUGCACUUUGGCGUGGUGUGAGGCCCCUGCAGGGCACUGGCCGGGGUGCCACCACUCCCACCCGACAGUUUGACACGUGGCAGCUGUGAGUUGUGUGCUGCUCAGGUCAUUCUUCUUGUAUUGACCAUGAUUCUUUAACAUGGAAGAUUGAAAAGUAGCAAAAGUGGGUAGUAUGAUUUAUCAUCAAGUACUUUGUAUGUACUAUGGAUAUUUAUAAAUUUGUUGGUAGUAUUCAACAAAAUCUGACAUAGCCAACUUGUGCCAUUUGUGUAGAUUAAUGUUUCUUAACCUUUUCUUAACCUCAGCACCACUACACUGAGAUUUUCAAUAGACCAGCACUCUUAAAUUUAGUUGCACACUACAUUUGCUACAGCGUUAUAAGUAUUAUGGAAUACUCUUGGUCAUUCAUUCUUUGGGAAAACACAUAAAGCAUACCAUCAAUAAGCAAAACCAGUGAAAGGAAAAGGAAUAGAGUGUUUGCAUAAAAAAAGUAAAUCUUGACAUAUUGCAUUA